UGACCGUUGGAGUCUUCUACACUGCUAUUUCCUUCUUCUCUCUUCUUACAGUCUUCUCACCAGUCUUUAAAACUCUAACCCUACACUACAUUUUGGCCGAGCAAAAGAGAACAAGAAGACAAACGAUCGCUGGAUGUUGCCCUCGAGGAAGAGAUCCCUCCCCGCCCAAAUCCUAGCCGAGGGUGGCGGCGACGCUACGGCUACGACAUCCGUCUAUGAGAAGUCUCGCAGCGAGAGGAUAAAGGAGAACAUGGAGAGGAUGAAGAAGCUCGGGAUCCUCGAUCUUUCUCUCAACCUCAAGUCCGAAUUCUGCCGCUCCUCAAGACUAAAGUCGGCUCGCAUUCCUAGGGCCGGGAAGCCUUCGGCUCCGCUGCCGAGGCGCUCUUCUAGGACAAGAAGCCCUUCGGCUCCGUCUCUAGCUCCAUCGCUGAGGCGCUCCUCUAGGUUACAGAAUGUAGCUCCGGUUUGCUAUAGUGAGAGUGAAGUGGAAAGAAAGAAGGAUCCUUUGGUUGAUGACCGAUCAGAUUGGAUCGAAGGACGUAGGGAAGAGGUUUAUACCGAGGAGCAUGAGAAGUUGCUCGGAAGUUGUGAAAUGAGUUGGACUCUCUUUGUGGAUGGUUAUGAUAAGAGUGGGAAGAGGAUCUAUGAUCAAGUGAAGGGGAAGACUUGCCACCAAUGCAGGCAGAAAACUCUUGGCCACCAUACAAGUUGUAUAAAGUGCAACUUGGUUCAAGGGCAGUUUUGUGGAGAUUGUUUGUAUAUGAGAUAUGGUGAGAAUGUUUUAGAAGUACUGAACAACCCCAGUUGGAUCUGUCCUGUUUGCCGGGGAAUCUGUAACUGCAGUUUCUGUAGAAUCAAGAAAGGUUGGGCGCCAACAGGCCCUCUCUACAAGAAAGUCCGAAAUCUUGAAUACAAAUCAGUAGCGCACUAUCUUAUUCUUACUAGACGGGAUAACUCAGAAAGCAACAAAUCCAUUGAGCCCAACUCUCCAACGAUGUCACAGAGCUCAAUCAAUGCAGACUUAGCCGGAAAACCUGAGACAUCUGCCAUGGAUGAAGAUGAGCUAGAACAGAGAGAUGACAACAGCAGUAAAAGCAUUGAAUCGAUUGAUGCGCUUUGUGAUAGCGAUGACCAAAUUGUUAUUAGCAAUGCUGGUGAACUGAAGGAGGCUACUGAAGUUCUGAAACCAGUGUUAUCUGCUGAAUCAUAGGCUUCGUUUCGUUUGGUACGGCUUUCUUGCUGCUUUUUAAAACAACUUUUUAGUAUAAAAAUUUUAAUUUUUUAUUAAAAAAAUACUUUAAAAAGCAAUAAAAAAACUGUUCCAAACGAAGUCAGAGUAUGUGGAGCUGGUGGACUGCUUUUUUAGUCAUUCUGCGUGCUUUUGUGAUAUGUCAUUGAAGCUUUUUGAAAGAGCAUUUUUUCACCAUGUAAAGUUUUGGUUAAGUUUCUCUUUGAAGCUUGAUGAGAGGACUUUGUGAAAAGAUGUAGGGGUUCUUUUGUUGAAGUAAAAUGCUCAAUGUGAACUAAUAUAUUUGAGUGUUUAUUUUAAGGCUCAACAAAGAAUUUUAUGUUGAA
Molecule: messenger RNA, 1575 nt
Organism: Dendrobium catenatum
Lineage: Eukaryota; Viridiplantae; Streptophyta; Magnoliopsida; Asparagales; Orchidaceae
Product: cell division cycle-associated protein 7
Exons: 5
Coding region: 134-1210 (358 amino acids)
Biological process (GO): regulation of DNA-templated transcription
Cellular component (GO): nucleus
Source: RefSeq, a predicted model, not a curated record